This is a messenger RNA of Hevea brasiliensis (rubber tree), 1426 nucleotides long. Its product is annotated as proline-rich receptor-like protein kinase PERK1. Gene Ontology annotation, molecular function: ATP binding; protein kinase activity. The record is from RefSeq and is a predicted model, not a curated record. Gene Ontology annotation, biological process: protein phosphorylation. The transcript has 10 exons. Bases 128 to 1426 code for a protein of 432 amino acids. Lineage: Eukaryota; Viridiplantae; Streptophyta; Magnoliopsida; Malpighiales; Euphorbiaceae.
AGAACAAUGUCAAACCUAACCCCCCCUUCCCCCUCUCUCUAAUAACUCUAACAUCUAGCAUACUUCUCUCCGGUUGCAAUAUUGCUAGCGAAACCCUACAACUUCUGAUGAAUAUCGCUGCGAGGACAUGAUGAGCAGUACUCAGUCAUUUAGCCCAGCAUGUGAACCCAGGAAAUUCGAAUUUGAAGAACUAGCAAAAGCAACUAGAUAUUUCUCCAACGAACAACUCGUUGGCAUUGGUGAUUUUGGUGAUGUCUAUGAGGGAUCCCUUCCAGGAGUUAAGGUCAAUAUUGCUGUUAAGAAACUUAAAUAUAAGCAGGAUGAAAAGCAGGAAGAAGAAUUCAAGAAUCAGAUUAAGGACUUUGGCAUUGUGUCUCACCCAAAUCUUGUUAAGCUGCUUGGUUACUGCUGUAAAGAAGCCAAUAGAUUGCUUGUUUUAGAGUUUGUUCCCAACAAAUCCUUGAGAUUUCAUCUAAGUGAUGAAAAUAGAAGAUCAAAUUUGAGCUGGUCAAAAAGAAUGAAAAUCGCCGUAGGCUCUGCGAGAGGUUUAGCACAUCUUCAUGACGAAUGUUAUCCUAAAAUCAUUCAUGGAAACAUCAAAUCAGACAAUAUUCUCUUAGACAAUGAUUUCACACCAAAGGUUGCAGAUUUUGGGCUUGCUAAAAUUUUUUCAGAAAUUGGUGUCAGUCACAUCCCCUUUGAUCAAGAAGAAGAUAGCGUCUAUAUAGAUCCAGAAAAUUAUUAUUUUCAAAACAUUUUUGAGAAGUCGGAUGUUUAUUCCUUUGGUGUUAUACUUCUGGAGCUUAUUACUGGAAGAAGAUUAUUAUCGAAAGGCCAAGUUGAUAUCGUGAAUUGGGUGAAGACUCGAAUAAUUAAAGGAAAUUCAAUAAAAGUGGAUUACGAUAGUUUUGUUGAUUCUGCAUUGAAGGAAUAUGAUAAAAGUGAAAUGAAACGAAUGAUUUAUUGUGCUGCUGCUAGUCUAUAUGGUAAAUCUUCAAAGUCUCGGCCAACAAUGGAACAGAUAGUUGGAACUCUUGAAGGAAAAAUUUCUUGUGAGGAAUUAUGGGUUCUGGAAGUUAAUACGGGAAAGGCGUCAGAAUCCAGAUCAUCAAAAGCGGGAGAUAUGUCAGAAACAACUUCUUCUCCUUUUCAAGAACUCAAGGAAAUAACUGAAGCUAGUAACCUGCAUUGGAGCAAAGCAACGUCAUCACAAGGAAUAGAACCAGAGAUUAUGCAGAUUCAGGAGAUGCAUGCAAAAAGUCAUUACUCUGCUCUGGAACAGGCUGCUACGCUAUCUGAGACGUCACUUGAGGCUACAGCUCACAAUGUAAUGCCUUCUUCAAGGCUUAUGAAGGUUUAUCAUAUUCUGAACGAAAUCAUGACGAGAAUUGGAAAUCCAAAUAUGAGUACAAUCGGGGUUUGUUGA